Molecule: messenger RNA, 771 nt
Organism: Talaromyces rugulosus
Lineage: Eukaryota; Fungi; Ascomycota; Eurotiomycetes; Eurotiales; Trichocomaceae
Exons: 1
Coding region: 1-771 (256 amino acids)
Source: RefSeq, a predicted model, not a curated record
AUGGCCGCUGUUAGCGAGCGCAUCCAAGGGCUGCGGCGCCCCGGGGCUUCUCUCCUGAAGAAAACCCUGCCGGCGCGCCCCAACGACAAAGCCCUCUCGCGCAAGGCUGUCAACCCAGCUGCUGCCGACAUCAGCAUCAACAUCAGCGAGAAUAAUACUCCCACCGCGUUCCAGGAGAAUACAGAACCUCACAAAGACCUGCCAUUGCCCCCGCUUCCUCAUGUCGUACCACAGGUGGCACGGCCUCCGCGGGGGUCGUCGAUGAAUGACAACCGGAAUCAGUAUUACAACCAGAACGAAAGACCGCAGGAGAGACAGCCUGUAAGCAACAACAAUAACCUGCUCGCACCGCAGCCCUCUCGCAAUGCGCGCCCCGUCUCCGAAGCGCCGUCCAUCUCGCAGUUCAUCCCAGACCCGGAACCCGAACCGUUCGAUCUCCCCAUCUCGCCGGACCUGAUCAUCGAUGGCCAAAAGACACCGGACAGCAGCAGCAACAAUAGCACAAUACACAACACCGUCGAGUGGACGCCGCCGCUGCCAGACCCCGUCGUGAUCGCACCGCUGACCCGCGUGCACUACGACUGCUUCCAGGCGCACCGCCACAUGCUGCAGUCCAACAACGUCUGGUAUGCGACGGCGUGCAUGACAUGCCAUAAAUUGGACCAGGAAGUGCGCCAUCGGUGUACGUUUUGCUGUCUGCGCGUGUGUGUUGCGUGUUUUGAGCGGUUGCAGAAGAGUAAAGACCGGUCGUUGGCGGAGUGUUUUCCAUGA